This is a messenger RNA of Aedes albopictus (Asian tiger mosquito), 1267 nucleotides long. RefSeq lists its product as uncharacterized. The transcript has a single exon. The record is from RefSeq and is a predicted model, not a curated record. Lineage: Eukaryota; Metazoa; Arthropoda; Insecta; Diptera; Culicidae. Bases 202 to 948 code for a protein of 248 amino acids.
GUUGUUACUGGUUCAGUCGGGCGUAAUUCUGUAUUGCUUAUCGUUUACGCUAAUUUUUGGUGGAAAUCGGCCUCGUAAAUCCCGAAGGAAUCUUUCAAAAUACGAUCGUCAAUAGCCUGCACUUUUCUGUGAUAUUAUUUGUUCAUAUCGGCUACUGUUGUGACGAAAAAAGUGCAAUUAAUUAGUUCAACGAAUCUCGCUAUGGAAUGUAAAAAGUGCCUUCUUCCAGUGGUAACAAAAGACCAACCGCACAUAUACUGCAAUGCAUUGUGUGCCGCAGUUUACCAUGCUGCUUGUGUUAAACUGAAUACUGCCGAGCUCGCUGCCGUAUCGCCACCGAACAAGAAUAGCUGUUGGAUGUGCGACGAGUGUCUGGUUGAAUUCGUACAGUGGAGGAAAGAACAUAGUGAGAAAAUAAAAGAACCGAUCGCCGCAACCGUUCCGGAGCCAACGUGCGUACUACAACGUGACGUAGAUGAACUGAAAGCUAAAGUUGCAUCUAUUUUAUCGGUGAUCACGUCACAUGAGAACAAUCACUCAGAUACGACAUCCUGGAUACGACACUCAACACCGAAUUCAUCGCGACAGAAGGAAGGAGGAACAAGUGAAAUAGCAAACGCAUCCGAUACUGCGAGUCGGUUACCCGAUUCGAUUUGCGUGGACGAGAACUUCGACUUGUUGCUGACUAACAUCGAUGGAAGCGUUUCGGAAGAAGAAGUGCACCUCAUGGUUUCUCGCUGCUUGGGCACCUUGGAUAAUGAGCGCAUCAACGUUAGAAAACUAGUUCCACGAUGGGUUGAUUGCGAUGCACUUGACUAUGUAUCUUUCAAAGUAGUAUUAAAUCGUAAAUGGAAGUCUGCCGCAAUGAUGUCAUCUACUUGGCCUAAAAACAUUAGAUUUCGAGAGUUUAAAAAAGUUAGAUGCCCAUGGAAACCCGACAUUUUGUAAUUCGUUUCUAUAUUGUAAAUUAUGUAAUUUCAUGAGGGAUUAAAAUGUUUUUUUAGUUUGUUAUAAUGUUUUUCCAAUGUGCUUUGCUAUGUUAUCUGUUACACUGUUCAGUUACAAAUAAGAAGUAAUACAUGUUGUCUGUAUUUGAACGAUAAAUUUGUAGUUAGUGGAGUUUAUAGUUGCAUUGUAUUUUAGUGUUUCGUUACGGAAAGUUGUCGAGGUUGUUCAAAACGUUUGUACCUUAGUUUUAAGUACACAUCAUUGGGGCAUACACAAGCCUGUUGAUGUAAAUGGUAAAUAAAUAAAUAAAUAAAUAGAU